Rhagoletis pomonella (apple maggot) is the source of this 999-nucleotide messenger RNA. RefSeq lists its product as uncharacterized. The record is from RefSeq and is a predicted model, not a curated record. NCBI's taxonomy places the organism in Eukaryota, Metazoa, Arthropoda, Insecta, Diptera, Tephritidae.
UGUCGAUAUUACUCAGUACUCAUGAAAAGUAUCGAUGUUCUGUACUCGUUUGGGUGGUUGAAUUAAAAUAUUUUCAUUAAAAUUUCGAAGGGCUACAGAUUUAUGAUGUCUAUAGUAAACAUAUUCAGAAGAGCUUCGAAUUUUCUCUUAGGCGGGGAUAAGAUAAGUGAUAUAACUCACACUUUCGAAGAUAAUGAAGUUUUGUUCUGCAAGAAUAAUGUAUGUAUACAUCCAUCGUCUGUUAGAAAACAUACUGAGCUGGUUCACUUCCCGGGAUAUCUGACUGUUACUACAAAGACUUUCGUAGAUCAAUUUAAUGAAGCUCGUCGUUCAACUUUGUUGCUUACGUGGAUUCCAAACACUUCAUUCUCUAAAUCAAAGUUAAAUGAAAAUGGCAUGAAUAGCGUACGUAAAAGAUUUCAACCAGAUGAAUCGGUUCCUGCUUUUAGUACAAGUAACUCGCUUGAAUUAUGUGAAUCCAAUGGAGAACAAGAUCCACAUGGCGGCCAAAAUGUUGAAAUUGAUUGUUCUGCUGAUAUUCAAGAGUUAAAAAAUGAGUUACAGCCACUUUUGGGAGACCGAGUUAAUUCUAUACGAGAUAUCAACGCAUUACUAAAUCGAAGUCAUAUAACAUCUGUUAACAUAACAAUUUCUAAUCCACAUAUAGAAAAUUAUAAUAUUAAACAUUCUUUAAACAGUGUGGUAACAGAUAUAAAUAAUAUUGGUAUCAAACAGGAUAAUUACUUUGAUGACGAAAAUCUCUCUCACGUUGCAUCCAAAAUACAUAUAUUACAAAGUAGAGUUAAGGGAAGUCCUACUGCAGCAACACGAAAAAAUAAAUUUUGCCGACGAUUUUCUGUGGAUCUCAGCCAGAUGCGUUCGCUUCGUUUAUUUUUCAGUGACGACAAUUGUACUUCCGGGCAGUUGGUGAUUGUAUCUAGAGAGUCGCAGUAUAAAAUACUUCAUUUUCACUAUGGUGGCUUAGACCAUUUGGCACAG